This is a messenger RNA of Drosophila ananassae, 3441 nucleotides long. RefSeq names its product protein scylla. Gene Ontology annotation, cellular component: cytoplasm. Bases 685 to 1509 code for a protein of 274 amino acids. NCBI's taxonomy places the organism in Eukaryota, Metazoa, Arthropoda, Insecta, Diptera, Drosophilidae. Gene Ontology annotation, biological process: regulation of TOR signaling; negative regulation of signal transduction; apoptotic process. The transcript has 2 exons. The record is from RefSeq and is a predicted model, not a curated record.
AUAAGGCAGCGCACGGGCAGAGCAGUUCAUAGUAGCUUCGAAAAAAAUAAAUUUUAAGAAAAUAAAACUGAGAGCACAGCCGGAAAAGUUGAAGCAAGCAGCAGUAUCAGAAACGUCGUGCAUAGCCAGAAAUUUUCUACUGUCAGAUACAAAUAUAUAUUCAGAAACGUUUCACGAAGAAUUCUAUGCUACACAGAAGUUAUUAUAAUUAACAAUUAAAAAAUAUUAAAAAAUAAAAUUGCCAUCAAACAAAUGCAACGGACCAACGCCAUUUAAGUGAUACAACAAAACAAAUAAAGUUAAAACAACAAAAGUGCUGUGAUUUCCACUACAAACAACAACCAACAAACAACAAAUGUUAAUUUAAACUGCAAAUCUGAAGCAAUCAACAGCAGACAUUAACAACAACAACAACAUCAACAACAAACAACAGCAAAUUGUGAUAAAAAAAUAAAUAAUAUUAAUUAAUUAAUUGUAAAAGUGAUACAACUAAAAGCGUAAAGCCGUCGGCGAAUCAUUUCAAAAACUAAAACUACUGGAGGAAAAAGGAAAAAAAAUUACAAUUUUCGAGAAAUAAUUUUUUCGAAAAAAGUCGAGCGAACGAACGAACGAAUAUAUUCGAUUCGAUUCGAUUUUCCAACCAAAACCCCACUCGCAUUCAAAACAGAAGAAGAAUCACUGAAAAUGGAUGUUAUGCCAGCUCCAUUCUACAUUACUUCAAUCAAAAAUAACGAUUGGAAAGGCAAACUGUUACCGGUGUCUAUCGAAGUAAUCGACGACAUUGUGCCCACUGUGAUGUCCAAGAAGGCCAAGACCGCUGCCGCUAUAAGCGGUAGGUCCACCACCACCACCACCACCACCACAACCACCAACAACACAGCCACUUUGGGCCAUAGCAGUAUUAAGCACAAACAGCCGGCCAAUAGCACCAGCGGUGGCCAAAGCAAGAAGACCAAGCCCAGCAACAGCUACUACACCAAGGACGAGCUGGAUGAGAUGGAGGAAAUGAUGGCCAGCUACGAUACCGAUGAUCGUUACAUGAAGGCCGUCAAGGAUCUGUCCAUACGCAUGCUCGACGAACUGAGGGCGGCCAAGUCCAGGCAUCUGACCUGCACCGAAGUCUCCCUACCCUGUGAUCUCACCCCGAACGUGGCAAGGGACAUUGUCCGUGUAUCGGAGAAGGAGCCCUGCGGCAUUCGCGGCUGCACCAUCUACAUUGAGUUCGAGGACGAGCCACAGAACUCUAGGCGCAUCGCUACCAUCAAAGUGGAUCCCGAUACGGUGUCCACAUUUGAGGUAUAUCUAACCCUGCGACAGGAUCAUCGCGGCUGGACGUCCCUGCUGCCCCAGUUCAUGAAGAGUCUGGCCCGCACGAUCACCAUCAGUCCGGAGUAUACGAUUACCAAGAAUAAGCUAUACUCCGCUGAUGGUCUGGGUGCUCGUCGUAGCUAUAGCUUCGGCAGUCAUACCCAUAGUCCAAGUGCGGCCAUUGCCACGCCCACAAACUAAGGGCGAGCAAGGACGAAGGAUGAAGGAGAAAAAUUAAUAAAAACACCACCCCUGUGAUGAUCGAGAGCAGUAGUUUGUUGCAAGAGCGAUAUUGCAGAGCGACAACGAAGCAAGUAUUCGAAGCCACCCCACCUACACACCCACACAUAACACACACACACACACACACACACACAACCAACACACACACACAUACACAUUAGGGUACGCCAACCACACUCUCAUUACUAAUACUAUUUAGAAGGGGGCCUGAAGCCUGCGAUGCCUCCCAGGCCCCAAAACAAUUUUUGUAAUUGUGACUCUCACCACCAUUUUACUUAGAUGCGUAGUGCUAUAACAAAUAACUAGAGUUUUAAGUUGUUUCUCCUUUUUCAACAAAAAACGCAAAAGCAAAGAAAACAAACAAAAAAUAUAGCGAGUGGAGCGGAAGGAAGGAAAAAACAAAAAAAAAAAAAUUAAAAUAUAAAUAUAUAAAGUAAAGGGAUAUAAAAAAAAAAACCAACAUGAAAUUCAAAGACGGCAGCCCCCAAUAGGUCCUGGGAAGAAUAUUUUUUUUUGGGGCCUUGGCAGCGGGCUCGCCGGUCGACAACUCAUGAAUAUGUGAUACUGUUUAAGAUGCUAAGAGCCCUUCUGCCGGCCCAUUCGAAUCCGGCAGAAGUGGUGUUGAUAAAAUUACACAUAACAUACAACAUACAACAUACAGAAAACAGCAAACAAACACCCACAACAGACAACCAACAAUAUAAGAAUUAAAUGUGAACAGAUUUUUUUUUUCUUUUUUUAAAAUUGUAUGCUAAAUAGUAAUUUAAAAAAAAAAAUACACACACACACACACACACCAUAAACCAACAACAACAAAAAACAUAAACCAACAAAACAAACAAACUUGAUCUUGGUAAUUUUUAAAAUUUAACUUUAAAACUGAGAAGAGUAGAGGAGAGUAGAGAAGAGGCCUCCAUCCCAGUGAGGUGGACGGAUAAGAGAACACACGCUCCAAUUUUAGUUAGACGCAGCUUGCUGCAAUAAAAAUUUUUUAAAUUAUUAAUUAAUAUUAAUUAAAACCAACAAAUUUUAGGAUUUUAACAAAUUUUUAUGUAUUAUUAAAUGUAUAGCGCGUACUACACACCCACACUACAAAAUAAAAAUUAAAAGAAAAAAAUACAAAAAAUCCACAACACAAAAAAAAAAUUUAAAACAAGAAAUAAAUUAAAAUCAAGCGUAAAAUUUAAGGCAAUGAAUAUCUCAGUAAAUGUGAAAGCGUAAAAAAUUUGUAAAAUUUUUUUGUCUGUGUAAAAACUCCAAUUGCGAUAUAAAAAAAAAAAUUAAAACUUAAAUGUAGCAGCGAAAGGAAAAUCAAGAAAAACUUCAAAUAAAAUUUAAAAUUUAAAUAUAAAAAAAAAAACAAAUGCAAUGCGAUAUAAUUUGUAAAAAUUACAAUUAACGUAAAAAGGAAAACUUAAUGUUCUCACAAAUACCCAAAAAAUACACACACUUCCAUAAACACACACACACACCAUCCAUAAACACACACACACCGACAUUAAACACGAAAGUAUCUAUUACCAGCAAAAAGUAUCUAUCAAAGCGAAAAACCUAUUUAUUAAAAAAAAAACAAAAACCCGAGAGAGAAAGAAAGAAAUAAACAAGCAAAAUACGAAAAAGUAAAUGUAUUAAUUUUUUAUUAUUACAAAAAAAGCAAAAACAAAAAAUAUAUUGUAUUUAAUGUUAAGUUUUUUUAUUGCGUAAAACAACAAAUAAUUGUGAGAAAUUUGUAACCAAAACAAAAAAAAAAAAAAAACAAACAUUUUGUGAAAAAAAAUCACACAACACAUACAGAGCAAAAAAAAAAAAGGCAAAAAAAAAAAAAUUACAAAAAUAAAAGCAUAUAAUUUUUCCUGCGCUAGCGGAAAAUAAUUGUGGAAAAAAUUAAAA